Molecule: messenger RNA, 8279 nt
Organism: Zerene cesonia (dogface butterfly)
Lineage: Eukaryota; Metazoa; Arthropoda; Insecta; Lepidoptera; Pieridae
Product: C3 and PZP-like alpha-2-macroglobulin domain-containing protein 8
Exons: 26
Coding region: 198-6050 (1950 amino acids)
Cellular component (GO): extracellular region
Molecular function (GO): endopeptidase inhibitor activity
Source: RefSeq, a predicted model, not a curated record
CCCGCUACGUGGCGGACGUUUCGCCGUAGCACUCGCAUAGACCUUGACAUAAAUAGCGUUAUCUUACGCGAUUUGUUUCGGUUGUGAAAAGGAUUCAAUAGAUGUUGACUUUAGUGCUGUGAUUGUGGACUGACUGACGGUUGUAAGAACAUUCUGGAAGGUUGAAUUCGGAAAUGCGCUGACAAGGAUUCAUAAAAAUGGCCGCAGGCGCACUUUUGAUAUUGGCCCUUUUCUUUACCGCUACUGCGGCUAAAUGCACUACAGGUUUCUCCGUGGUGGCGCCAGAAGUAGCUGUACCAGGCAAGACGACAGCUAUCCUGGUGACGCUCCACGGCAGAGCUGGUGACGAGGUAGACCCCCUGAACGUGACGGUACGCCUCGAAACACAAGACUCCGAUAAUGAUGUGAAACUGCUCACAAGCGCAAGCCAAAUGAUUACAGGUUAUGGUAUAAUAACGCUGAAGAUACCACCCUCCCCAAGAUCCAGCUGCACCCUUCACACCACAGUGGGGUGUGUGGGCAAUGAAGAGUGUACUGCUAAGAGCCAUAGCGUCAUCAAGCUAUUGGGUCCAGUCCGGGAUGUGAUUGUUAGACCAGCUCGACACCAUUACAGGCCGGGAGAGACAAUAACAUUUUGGAUCUUGGCCCUGGAUCACGACUUGCGGUUGGUUCGAGAUGAAAUAGCUUACGUGGCGUUGAAAAACCCAGCCGGUACCAAAGUUGCUAUUUGGGACCAACUCUCCAUGGACGAAGGGGUCCGAAAAUUGAACAUCAUAAUAGCUGCCGGUGCCCAAGCCGGCACAUGGACUAUAGAAGCCACGUGCGGCGGAGGCUCCACCCGCGUUGACGUCACAGUCGGUUCGGGGUCGGGGGUCACGACCCCCGCGACCCCUGCUGCUGAGCAACAUUAUGUGGAGCUGAAGUUCGCGGAUAGUAUGCGCAGGAGAUACAAGCCGGGGCUGCCUUUUGUCGGUCGGGUGGAAGCAGUGAGCACCGAGAAACGUGUCCGAGUACGGGUCAAGUUGUAUGACGACAAAACUGAUAUUUACAGUCAAGACAUCGAUAUGUCAACAGGGGAAGGAGGCUUCAUUGUACCGACGGUCAUGGCUGACGCGCCGUAUGUUAAUUUACAGGCGGAAUUGGUAGCAGUGGAGGGUAAAGAAAUCGAAACUCACUACGUAUUAGCGCGGGAAAGAAUCCGUCGCUGGAAUUCCACGUCAAAGUGUUAUCUCCUCGUGGAAAACUUACCAACUCCUUUGCAAGCGGGUGGCAUAGCGAGCGCGAGUAUAUGGUCCUCAUGCGGGUGUCGCCAGCGACUGCUCGCCGCCGUGACGAGCGGCGGGCGGGCGGUACACUGGGCGGCGGUACCAGCGCCUAACAAUAACCAUACUGACUUGUGCAGGUUCAAUUAUACGUUCCCCGUCACGGCCGACAUGGCGCCGGUUAGCUCCCUCCUGGUGUAUUACGUCACGGAGACCGGCGAGCCAGUCAGUGACGUAGCGAGCUUUCAUGUUAGACUGCUGCAUAAAGAGGUGGCGGUCGCAGUUGAAGAAAGGCGCUGGUGGUAUCCCAGGGCGAGUCUCCAAUUACGCGUCCUCGCACCCCCCGAUUCUUUGAUGUGUUUGAUUGGAGCCAGGACUCCAGUUGAUUCGCGCUUCGAUGCUCAUUUGUCACCGGCGGACCACGAGGACGCCCCUCUGCCGGAGUUCGUAUCCGCCGGCGUGUCGCUGUUCGUCGGCGGCGGCGCGUGCGGCGGCGGCGCGCUGUACCGCCAGCCGGUCGCGGCGCGCGCCACCGCGCCGCUCGUGCCGCCCGCCGCGCACGACCGCCUGUGGAUGUGGAAGUGCUUCAAUUACACGGCUCAGCUAUCAACCGACGGUGUGACGAUCUCAGCGCCCUCAGAGGCGGGGCGCUGGUCGCUGUGGGCGCUGUCCCUCUCGAGCCGAGGCCUUCGCUUCUCCGCCCCCAAAACGAUCAACGUGUUCCGCCCGAUACAACUUGACUUUACAUUGCCACCAGCUCUGAAGGUCGGCGAGACUGUGGAAGUCGAUGUCAAGAUCACAAACAACAUCAAUAAUUGUAUGGACGUGACGGCGCUGCUAGCGCUAAGCGCGGGCGCCGCUUUCGCCAGCACGGGCGCCCUGUACGUGACCGAGCGGCUGCGGCUCGGCCCGCGCGGCGGCACCCAGCUGGUCGUACGCGUGGCAGUCAACACGCCUGGCAGGAAGAAUAUUACUGUGGAGGUGACCGGGUACAGCGCGGACAACUGCUCCAUAUCUUACACUUCUUUCAACAACGAGACGCUGGUGGGGUCCGUCAUCCGGUCCGCCAGCGUGCUGGUGCUCCCCGAGGGCUUGCAUAGGAGCGACACGCAGAGCGCCUACUUCUGUGCUAAUGAACAGCUAGCGGUGUCCUCCCGCGGCUCGUGGGAGUGGCAGUGGGUGCCGGCGCCGCGCAACCGCGCCGGGCUCGUGCUGGAGCUGCGCGCGCGCGGCGCCGCGCACCUCGCGCUGUCGGCCGCGCCCGAGCCCAAUGACGACAUGUACAGGGUGGUGUUCGAGCGGAGCAGCGUGUGGAUCGCCAAGGGGAAGCAUGGCUACGACGUGCACCUGGCGCGCGCGGAGCAGCCGGCGGCGGGCGCGUGCGGCGCGGGCGCGGGCGGCGCGGGCGCGGGCUGGUGCGCGUGGUGGGUGUGGUGGGAGGGCGGACGCCUGGCCGUGGGGUGCGGCGCGGCGCCGCCCGCCCGCCCGCUGCUCGCGUGGCCGCUGCCCGCGCCCGUGCGCGUGCUCUACGUGGGCUUCGCCGCGCUGUGGGGGGACGAGGCGGACUUCCGAAUAUGGAACUUCAACGAAGAAGCGGGCUUCUCUCAAGUCUUAGAACUAGGUCUUCCCCAUGGCGUAGUUCCAGGAUCAGCUAGUGGCAUGCUAUUAGUCUCUGGAGGUCUGCACCUGCCUCUAUACAAUCUGGGAACUGAUUCGUCUGACCAAUGGUCAAACGUUUGGAGAGACUCCCAAUUAUCAGCCGCAUCAGCUAGCUUAGCUCCACUGUUAGCUUUGGAACACAUUCCUCAUCUAAUUGAGGAUGCGGAAAAGGAGAGGAUUCUAAAAAAGCUUCCAGAACAGGUACAAAUUCUUCUAUCGUUCCGAAAGAACGACAAUUCAUUUAGCGACCACCCAGCCGUCACAAGCCACAUCUCGACUAUCAAAAUACUAGAAAUUCUAACCAAAAUACAAUCUUACUAUCCAAUUGACCCAGCGCUGCUACAAUCUAUAAAAGAAUGGGUGCAGAAACGACAAAACCCAGACGGUUCAUUCAGCCCAUUACCAGCUGAUAAGGAAGUCGAUUACUAUCCAGUGGAUGUGAAAAAGAUUAAUAAUACCGAAUCAGACAUUGACGUCAAUGAAUAUUAUUAUUACGAUAAAGAUGGGAAUAUGACUGAAGAGAAGAUCAACGCGGAGAGAAAGGUGGAAGUCACUGCGGAGACUUUGACGACGUUGCUUGAAAUUGGUGUUGAAAAUCAGUUAGACGCAGAUGUCGUUCAGAAGGCACAGGACUAUUUAGAGAAGCAUCUCCACACACUGACGUCACCCGCGGCACUCGCUGCUACUGUGCUAGCGUUGGUGAUGUCAAGAAGUCCGCUAGUACCGGAAGCGCUGGCGAUACUGCGCAACGCGUCGACCACAGAGGAGGGCGAGUUCGGUUGGCCCGCGCCGCGCAAGGACGCCGCUGAUUGGCUGCUUGAGGACACCGCUAGGAAUAUUAAGACUACUUCGUAUGAGGCGGUGUCGAUGGAGCAGUACGUGGCGGGCGUGCGCGCGCUGCUGGCGGCGUGCGCGCGCGGCGCGCUGGCGGAGGGCGAGGCGGCGGCGCGCUUCCUGUACUACCGCGCGUCCACGCUGCAGCGCCACCCGAGCCUCGCCUACCACGCCACCAAGGCCGCCGCGCAGUACGCCGCGCUCGCGCACGACCGGCACCGCGCGCUCACCGUGUCGCUGGCCACGGCGGGGAUGGAGCUCACCGACACGCUGGAGCUGCGCGCGGGCGGCGCGGGGGGCGGCGCGGGGCCGGCGGGGGGCGGCGCGGGGGGAGCGGGGGACGGCGCGGGGGGCGGGGCGCGCGCGCUGCCGCUGCCCGGGCUGCCCACCAAGGUGUUCGUGUACGCGACGGGCGCGGGCUGCGCCACCGUGCAGGGUACAAUUUCAUACUCUACGUACACACCCAAGGCAGAAAAUGCAUUACUAAGCCUACAAUCCGCGAUCAUUGAAGAGAUUCGUCCGGAGAGGAGUAGCAUUGAGGAUUUGCAAGGAAAUUUGCCAGCUUUGAUCAUCAAGACGUGUUUCAAAUGGAAAGCGAAAGAGCCGUCGGGCAUCAUACGCGUGGAGGUGUCGCUGUUCUCGGGCUACGAGGUGCGCGGCGUGUCGCCCGUCGUGGCGGCCGGCGCCUUCGCCUCGCUGCAGCGCGGCGCGCGCGGGGAGGCCGCCUGGUUCGUCUUCACCAACAUCAGUUCAACGUGUCCAGUUUGCGUUACUUACGAAGCAAGGUCCAAGUUCAUCAUCACAAGUCUGCGCCCCGCAUUCGCAAAAAUCUACCCAAUAUCUAGACCAGACUUAGCCGUAGAAACUUUCUUCCACGCAACAUACGGCAGCCCACUGCUAAGAGGUAUUACUGACGACGAUUUUAUCACUUGGUUCGGUAAGUCUGAUGUAGCUAAUCACAAAUCUACUAACAUAGACAAUAUAUGUGAAUGUGGACGGAUUUGUAGCAGAGAUUAUGAGUUCAGAAAAUCUAGCACAGUAAAAAGUUCUGAUGAAACUACCGAAAUGAGUACCUCUACAGAAUUGUUAAAAAACGAAACGGUUUUUGAUAACUAUACAUCGACUACUACUACAAUGAAUGAUAGCACAGAAGAAGCAAGUUCAACAUAUAUAACAACUGUUAUGACUGAAGGUAGUUCCACAUUUGAAACUACCACAAAGAAUAUACCAACGGAAGGACCGAUAACUAAAGACGCAAUAAGAUCGACAACUGAAAUUUUAAUAAAUACUGAAAAAGUUAAUAAUGUUGAUGCAAGUACAACAAGUGAUUUGCAAAAUUCUUCUAUCACAAAAACUGAUUUACCGAUCAUUACCCCAAUGGCAACUGUAAGGAAUUCAUCCAAAGAUAAUGAAAUCGAUAAUAGUCUUGAUCAAUUGCUUAUUCCUAAGGAUUUCAUUAUUGAAAAGCCUUUAAAAUCUAAACUGUACCUAAAGAAAGGUGAUGUAAAGAAGAAGCCUUUACCAAGAAGGAAAGGUACCCUAAAAGCAACAUACGGGGAUAAACAGCAGAAAUUCUUUACAAAAAUCAAAUCAACUAUCUCCACUACAACGGAUAUUGGAAUUACUACUGAGAGAAUUGUACAAACUACUGUGAAAGGAAGCAAAUUACAACAAACGCAAACGCCGGAAGUAACUAACAAUAUAUCAAAACAUGAUACCGACGAAACACGAAAAAGUAGUAAAUCUAGUAUUGAGGUCAAUAAAAUCACUCCAGAAAUGCAUAUGAGUACUGCAGCAAAUCAUAUAGAGACAACAACAUUACCACAUAACAUUGCAUCCAUUACACGUGCUAACAUCAAAACAAUACAUUACAGAACAAAGAAACCUAAAGCCCGAACACAAAUAUCGAAACCAGACAUAACUAAAGGUCAGAAAAAUACAACACAAAAAUCCUCGUUUGAAAAUAAUAAAACAAUUCCACAACAUGACCAAAACCAAACGAAAACAGAACGCUUGAUUAACGUGUCCAAAGUAAAACCCUUGAAAUCAAUUAAUAAGGAAAUACACAAGAUUCCGACAAUCCCUAUAUCGGAAACAUCUCAAGCUAUCAGCGAUACAAAAUCGGACAUAUUGCCGGAAAAUAAACAUGGUUUUGAAAUUCUCGACAAGAAUCAUAUUUGGGAAUUGCUCAAAGAAGACCCGGAUAAUGAUUUUGGGAAAAUCGAUGAUAAAGUUCAAGUACACAAUAUCGUUAAUACUUCAAAUGUCAAACAAAGCGACAAUCGGUCAUUAUAAACGUUGUUGUUUAAUGUUUAAGAAAGACUCCUUAUUUUUAUAACUCAUGUAUGAACGAAUCAUUAUAUAAUCUUUUCGAUGAAAGUGAUGUUGUUUGUGUGUUCCUUUUUUUAUAACAUUUAAUUGUGUGAAAGCUACAUUUUAAUUGUUAUAACUUUAUUUACUUCCAUGCAUUCUGCGUUUCUAUAACUGGUCUUAUAAAGGUUUUUGAAAUCUAUAUAUAAUAUAUAAACAUUUCACUUUUUAAUGCUUAUAUUCAACAAAUAAUUCACUUGCGAAUGUAAAGAACUAUUGUAACAAAUCAAAACACAUAAACAACAUCAUCAAUUUCAACUGAUUCCUGGCACAUCCGAUGUUUGUUAGGAUUAUGCACGAAUUCAUUGUAUUUGUAAAUAGUUAAUAUAAGAUAAUUGUGACUUAAAUAAAUGUGCUGUGACGUUCGGAUAGAUGUAAUGAUUCGUAAGUUAAACUAUAAGAUUGAUAUAACUUUUAAAUUCUGUAAACAGUUCCAAUUUUUAAUGACUGAUUUAAAAGAAACGAAUAGCUGCAUACUAACAACGGCUUUACUUAGUAAAUGAGUUGAACAUCAGAACCGACAACAGAAUUUUUAUAAAAUAAAAAGAAAUAGCCGAGCAGUAGAUGAAAGCUUCAAGCUUAUAAAUUAGAUUCUACGAAAUAAUCGAAGUUAGAAAAGCUAGAUUUUAUGAGUACACUCGGUAAUAAAGUCGCAGGAUAGUAAAGGCUGAAUUAAACUUCAAUUUCUCUUUAUAACAAUUAAAACACAAUGGCAGGCUGUUGUUGAAUAUAGUUAAUUAUUAUUUCUAUUCUAUUUACUGCUAUAUCAAUAACAUUUGUAAUAUCAAUGAAUAGUUUUCCAUUAUCAUCAAAAAACAAUUCAGCGUUACUUCAUAUGGCGACUUUUUAAUUCUUCUGGACUCUUUGGUCCCAGGAAUGUAAAGUUAGAAGGUAUAUGUAGCAAUAAAUGAGUGUAAAUAUCCUCAGUGAAGUUGCCAAAAUUAUUUCGUAGUAGUUUUCUGUAAUCCUAUGUAGACCCUUGUAGUUAUUGUAGCGUUCUAGUGUAUCUAAUGUAAUGCGAUUGCCCCAGAAUUUCCAUCCGUCUAUACUAUUCUUCUAUAUCUAUUGUAUUAAUCGUAGUAUUUUUGGCUCUGCCAGUGAGCUUGGAAAUCGUAGAUAUUUGCGAAAUUCCUUCCAGAAAAUUCUAGUACCAUCUCGAUGUUGUCGACUUCUUGAGAUGCCUAUAUGGAUAAAAUACAUUAAACUUUUCAUUGUGUCAUGUUAUUAGAGAGCCCCUAACUUAAUAGUACAAACAAAAUUGAUAAGGAUGACCCAGUUCUAAAAUAAAUUGCCUCUUUAAAAUACCUAAAAACUAACGUUCGAAUAAUUUUUACUAAGCGUGUGUCGAAAUUGCUACGGUUUCCAAAUUUAUGUGUAGUCUGCCUUUCUGUAGCUUUCCUAGAUGAUUUAUUUGUUCGCUAGAUUCAUCAUUAGUACCCUUCGUCACUUCUUCAUUAGAUCGUCAUUCAUUGUUAUUUACGUUAGUAGUAUCUAGAAGAUUUUCAAUAAAUUUAUUCUAAUAUAAGUAGUUUUACUCUUAACUUUACAUUAUGUUUAUUUCUGUAGUUGUAUCUCUUUGUUACUCUAUUACCAUUAGCUGUUACUCCCAAUAUUUUUAAUAAUAAAUUUUAAAAAUAGGCUUUUCACUUUUCUUAUUUUGCCUUUUUAUUGUGCGGGCGUUCCAUUAUUCACAAUUUGUAUUAAUGAAAAUGUGAUUCUAUCAAUUCAUUUCAGCGUUUGUAUUUUUCUAUUAAUAAUUUUUUUCUUGUCUUAUCAGAUACAAUGACAUAAUUUUAUAAAUUUUAAAUAGUAUAGUUAAAUUUUCAAUGCACAAAAUAUAGCACACACUUGAAAUUAUUUACGUUUUUGCUCAAUUUUUGAAUGUUUACUUUUCAACGGAACGCGGAUGACUGUACAUUGAAAGAAAGAAAAUUAUAAGAAUGAGGUUAAUACAUUUUAUGAUUUUAAAAUAAGUAGUAUAAGUGUAUUGAUGUAAACAUUAAAUUUUAAAUCGUGUAAAUGUACGGUUGUAUCAAAAUAGGUGCUUGUGCGGAGUUCGUCAAUUUCAAAUGUAAAUUACAUUUUGAUCGCAUAACUGAGUAUAGUUUUAAAUUGAAUGCUUACGAAAUAAGCUAGUCACUUGUUUGUAAUUAC